UGCUGAUUAAUUCAAUCACAAAAUAAUACCAUUUAAUAUAUUAUUCGAUUUAAUUAUAUUACCAUUAUCGAUUAGCUCAUAUUACGUAUCACGUGUAAACUUGUACCACACGAGAGGACUAACAUUUUCUAAUUUAUUCGUUGGUGCCAUUUGAAACACACUCGAACAGAGAGAGAGAAACAGAAAACGACGCGAUCAACUCUCUCUCUCUCUCUCUCUCUCUCUCUCUCUCCCUCGUCCCUUUCCCAAAUAUUUUUUCAAACUUGCUCGUUCGUUCCAAACUCGUGGAUGCCCUCUUAAAUCCCCAUCCCGUACACAAAUCAAUUUAUCCAACAAAUAUAUUCAGCCGAAUGUUAAAGAAGAAAAGUAGAAGUUGAAAAGAAACGGACGUGAAGAAGCAUGAAAUUCCUGCUUCGGUCGGAGACGAAGAAUAAUGGCAGAGUAUUUUGGAGGAAGGGGUGAAUAAUCGGACAAAAGAGAAGAACGUGAAACGAUCAGGACGCGGAAAGAGGAACGAAGGAAGCCACGAGGACGCUUCCGCCGAUCGGAGGUGCGCAGAAGCGCCGGUGCUCGGUGUCACGCGCCGCGACGAGGGCUAACGCAGUCGUGAUUCGCGCGGCGUCCGUGUCAGUUCGCCGUUUUCCGCGAAACAUUCAAAGUGCCACGUUUUACUCGAGCUCGAAACACAGCCGCGCCAAUAUUCAACUGGUUCUGUGGAUCUCUUCAAAAUUUCUUUCGCAUAGUUGCAGUGUUGAAGGUUCGAAGAAGUCGGAAGUUGAAGGUCAAGAGCGCGACUGCUUCGCUUACGAAAGAAGAAAACGUUGGAUAGUUGGAAGUUCGAAGAGGUUGGAAGCUGAAGAUCACCGGUCCGAGUGAUUUGGUUUUCAGAGGAGAAAACGGUAACGAGGACGAGGAAGACCAAGAAAUUAUUAUACUGCUUUCUGCGGAUUCUCCCAAAAACUUUUUAAGAUGGCUGCGAAUUAGAAAGUUUAAAGAAGUUGGAAAUUGAAGGUCGGGGGUGCAAGAGCCUUGGUUUAGAGGGGAAAAAGUUUCGCAAUCGAGGAAGUCGAGGAAAUGAUUACAAUUCUAAAGUAAUAUUAUUAUGCUGUUUUUUCUUUUCCUUUUUUUUUUCUGUGGAUUUUCAUUACUUUCUUUAAGGAAGCUGAGAAGUUGAAGAUUUAAGGAAGUUGGGGACUGAAGAUCAAUAUACCUGAAAUAAAUAUUAUUCACCUGUCUUCUGCGAAUUUUUACAAAGUUUCUGCAAGGAAUCCGACCCUUUGCUUUAGAGGACAAGAUUUAUUUUAUUUUAUUAUUAUGGAUUUCCCUAAAAUUUCUUAAUGGAAAUUAGAAAAUCAGUGAGCUGAAAGACUUGAAAACGGGAAGCUGAUGGUAAAACUGCUUUGGUUCAGCAGGGAAAGAAUUUAAAAAGUCGAGGACGUUGGAACGAUCGAGAUAACAUCGCGCGACUGUUUCCUAUGGAUUCUUUUGAAAUUUCCUAAAAGAAGAACGGUAAAAGCAAGUCCAAAGAAGCUUGAGAACCGACAAUUAAAGAAAUAGCUGCUCUAGCUUAGCAGGAAAAUAUCGCCAAAGUCGAGGAAGACAACAAAUUGAAGAAAACGGAAAAUAUUUGUGAAACUAUCUUAUUCAAGCAGAAGUGGAAGUUUGGAAGUUAAGGAAGACUAAGAAGUUUCGUGUAACAAACGUUCCGGAAGUUAGAAAAAUGAGAUUGACAGUGGAAGUGCUUUCAGCAGAAAGAGGAGUUUCAACAUCUAGUGAUCGACAAUGAUUCUAUCAAUGAUAAUUAGGAGCUCGAAUGUUUGGAAUUAAGUUCGAGUGCCUGAGAGGAAUUUGAUGUGUCGUUUAAUAACUCAAGGAACUUCGUAUUAAAAAUAAAUAUCUAAAUAGACCAUACCUUAAACAGAUCGUAAAUUAGGCUUCCAGAUUAAAGGAAAUUGAACGCUUAAAAAUAAAAAUGAGAAGUUGCAAAUAAUUAUCCACGAGCCACGACUACGUAUUUUGAAGCUUAAUCUCCCUUAAAUCAAGUUCAACGUGCUCCGAGGACCCAGCAAAGUAAAUCACACGAGUAAGUUUACCCGAGAGACCACUCCAUUCAAGAAAAACAACUAACCAAUCUCCAACUUAGUUCGAACGAAUCAUUUCCAUUCUUCCAUCAAAACUUCAAAUUCUAUUAGCGAUACAAAAACUCUGACAACUCUCGAUUUAUUUCACGAUCAACUGAAAACGACGCAACCAGCUCUUCAAACAAAUCCAAACCGAUCUUCACUACCGUUUCUAACGAAAGAGUUUUAAAAUUACGAUUUAAUAGGAAUUGCACGAUAUAUCGAAAAUGAUGCAAUCGGUUCUCUGAACCACAAGCAAACUAAAUUACACUCGAUUUUAUUUCCAUUAAUAACAAAUCUCUAAAUCUGCCAGUGAAAACGAUGGAAUCAAGUUUCUGAACCAAAGAAAACCAAUCAGUACCAACCCACGUACUUCUAUCAAAAACACACCAACGAUUCGCGUGGAAUGACCAGCCUUCAUCAUGGAUCCUACAACUACCUUGGCUCCCAAAGUCAUUUCCUCCGCUCUCCAAACCUAUCUCCAAAACUUCACCGCUUUCACCAACACCACAAACAUCGUUCUGCCUCUCAGAGACUCUUUAUAUAUCGUAAUACCAGUGACCAUAAUUUAUCUGUCGAUCUUCAUAACCGGUACAAUCGGAAACAUCAGCACGUGCAUCGUGAUCGCACGCAACAAGUCGAUGCACACAGCCACCAACUAUUAUCUAUUCAGCCUGGCGGUGUCAGACCUGUUGCUGUUAGUCUCUGGUCUCCCAGCAGAGAUCUAUAUGGUCUGGUUCAAGUAUCCGUACAUAUUCGGUGAAGUUUUCUGCGUUCUUCGUGGCCUGGCAGCGGAAACCUCCACGAACGCUUCGGUGCUGACCAUUACAGCGUUCACCAUCGAAAGAUAUUUGGCUAUUUGUCAUCCGUUCUUGUCGCAAACCAUAUCAAAGCUGACGAGAGUGCUGAAGCAGAUUCUUAUAAUUUGGUUAAUAAGUCUGUUGUUCGCAUUGCUACUGGCGUUGCAAAUCGGAAUUGUCCACCAUUACAGCAAUCCAAAGAUGGUGAUGUGUACCGUGAAGAAAGUUCUGAUCGCGAAUUCGUUCGAAUUUUCCACGUUCCUCUUCUUCGUGAUCCCGAUGGUUCUCAUUACGGUGCUGUACGCGUUGAUUGGAGUGAAACUGAAGAAGUCGAAUAUGAUGAAGAGAAGCAGAGGCAGCGGCGAGAGUGGAAGCUGUAGGCAUCAUCCUGGAAAAUCGUCGAGGAGAGUGCUGAAGAUGCUUGUUGCCGUGGUGAUAGCCUUUUUUAUUUGUUGGGCGCCGUUUCACAUACAGCGACUGGUCGCCACACACGGGACGAACUCGGAGGACCACAUGAGCUCGAACAGCAAGUUGGACGAGUUCCUUUAUACCCUGGUGACCUACAUAUCUGGCGUACUCUAUUACGUGUCCACGACGAUUAACCCGAUUUUAUAUAAUAUCAUGUCGAACAAAUUUCGAGUUGCGUUCAUGGAAACAUUGUCAAGGAGUUGCAGAAUCCCCGGCCUGGCGAUUCGCACGGAACAACGAUCGUACUCGAGUCUGCCACGAUCGCAGCAGCGAGCGAUCGGCUCUAGAAACAUGGGAACAGGCGGCACCGGAAUCAUCCACGACAGCACCGACUGUUCCGGCAAUUCUGGCCACAACAGCCUAAAGCAGAACGCUCAGCCAUUGGCUGAGCAUCUUAACGCGGAGUCGACGCGGAACAACGUGGAUAAGAAGGACAACGAGGACAUCGGCAGACUGGAAGACUCGAAAGAGAUUAAAAACAAGGACGUCGGUUGUUACAAGUGUUCGAGAAAAUCGAGGCCAGCCAGAUAUGCCACCGUGAAGCUUUCGAACGCGAGCCAAUCUGAGAAGAAAUGGUGGCGUUUGUUAAAGUGGUUCCCCGGCUUAAAGUCCUUGAAACUCGCCGGAAGAAGCACGUGCACCGUCCCGGAAAAUAGUCCUCUGAGAAGGUCAGAGCUUAGACGAGAGGAGAUCUCGAUGACUUUGUGGAAUGAAACGAACGAACAAAACACCGUUUAAGUUUCCCAGGGUGCGAUAUCGGUUUAGGUAGAAACGUUGAAAUUACGAAUGAUGAAAGUGGAACUUGGGUCGAAAUUAGUCUGUUCUUGAUGGUGAUGGUGCUUGAAACUUCAAAUAGAUUAACCAUCCUCGCUUAAUUAUCGUUACGAUUAUUACAAAGUAACUGAGAAUUGCGAGAUUGAACUUUGAGCGAGUGAUCGCAGGUUAGACGUACGAAUGAAUUUUAUGGGAUGACGAGAGCGUACGACGAUAAGCUACAAAAAUAUUUUAGCUCGCUAAACUGAUGCCGCAAGGGAAAAUGAGACUGUGUAAAUGCAAGUAAUCGGAGCUUUCUAUCUUUUUUUCUUUUUUCUUUUUUCUUUUUUUCUACGCGAGGAGGGGAAAAUGCACUUACGCAUGCCCAGCAACCCGUGCGGCCGCUGGAUUACGUGGAACUCGGCAAAAUGAUAACGCCUCUACCCACUGAAAACCUCUCCUCUUUCUGAUAUCGGAUAGCUACACGAGGUCCAACCCCGUAACUGCCAUGAGCAUUACGUCGGGAUUGGCCUCUUUUGUAUCUCCUGGUUUAUUUCAUAAAUAGUCAAGUAAUUGGAACCUAACCUUCUGGCCUGGUGUAAAUAAAGCAGGCUUCGGAUCUUAGUUUUCACAUUCAGGAAUUAAAAUCAAUCUGAUCUGGUAUCUGAUCAUCUAUAUGGUGAUAUGACCUAGGUCGAGGUAAAUUUAACUUCGUCCUAAUCUACGUUAGAUCUGAGCGAUAAAAUCUAACUAACUUCGAAUUGCAUCUAACUUAAUUUACAAACGAUAAAAUUUCACUUCUUUUGUUCGCGCUUCAAGUAUUUGAGUUUGUAGAUCGUAAAAGAAGAAUGCUUUAAAAAUACUGUACAAUUCUAUGUUGCAAAGCCAACAAAUAGUUUUCCUUGUCGAGUAUUAAAAAGAAUAAAAGACCGUACUAUAUAACGUAUAAAAAUUGAAAUUCGUAUAAAAUUUGACAAAAACCGUUCGUUUUAAAAAGUUUAUAAAGCAUCACAGUUAGCUUAUCUGUGCAAACUUGUAUCUUUGUACAUUGUAGUUCUAAAAAUCAUUAGUUUAUUUCAUCCACUUCUGCUUGCGUUUUAGACGCACUACUAUCCAACUAAAAACACACACACGACUCACCUUUAUUUAAAAGAAAAACUAGGUUCGUGAAAACGAUUAAAAAAUUCGAACUAAUCGUCGAGCUAACGAGGUACAGUGUCACUGUGUCACUUUUAACGUCAAAAAGUUGGUGAUGUUAUUGUAACGAGACGAACUCGUUAAUCCGAUCGAUUCAGAAGAAAUCACGAAUUCCACGUGGUUUACAGUAUAACUUUUGCUUCAAUAAUUGAGAAGCUUAGCCCAAAUGUUUCGAACUUCAAAAAGACUGAUCCUUAUUAACUAGAGUUUCUACAAGAAAUCACAUUUUCAUCGUAUUUCCCGCUGAUCGAUAAUUUACCUAUAGAAACUUUUAGGCGUUCUACAAUAUCGACCCGAGAUAAAUCUCGCUUAAUUAAAAAUAGACGAUUUUCGUUACCGUAUAAAAAACAAUUAAUCUAUGGAGAAUCAGUGAACGUUACUUAUGAUAUUACAAAUUACGAUCAUUUCCGUUUUCCUUCUUCCUUCGACUAUUUUCUCAUUAAAAAGUAUCUAGUUUUUUAUUUUGUUUCGUUUCUCUUUUUAUGGUAUCGCUGAUUCUUCGAAACGAUUUAGUAUCUACCGAUGAAAAUAAUAAACUUAAUUUUGUCUUCUAAAAAUGCAUGAACAUGUGUUGAGAGCGACGUUGUAAGUUUUAUUUGAUAAAUAUAAAAUGAUUGAUUUGGUAAAAGAGUAACGCGUGCAAAAAAUCACAACUUCCAAAGUAUUUGAAGAAAUUAACUCUAAAAGCGAACUAUUUAAAAAUAAUAAAUAUCGUUUACUAGAAUAGAAUAAUUAUCCAAUAACAUUAUACUAUUUAGCAAGGACAACAUCACUGUUUAAGAUCAGACUUUAAUCCUUCUUCUAGUAGUAAACAAUACUAUUAAUCACAUUGUAAAAAAACAAAGUUUUCUUGCUAAAUAACAGAGUGAUUAAUUAUAUUCUAUUUCAAACUGUUUUCCUAAUGAUUGUGCCAAUCUUUUUGUAUCACUCUUCUAAUAAAUCGACAACAUGUGCAUUUACUUAUUCCGUUGUAUAAACCAAGAAUAUAUCGUGUUGCGUACGUACAAAUGAUUAAUAAAUCCAAGAAGUAUAAACAAGAAGGAAUUGUUGGAUCGUGGUCAUAAAUUGUUUUUGAAUAAUAUACGUAUCGCAAAGUGCUUGUCAGAUUUGCUAUAUCCACGAUUCAUGGCGGAUAUUUGAAAACAUAGAGAUUAAAGAUAGAGUGCGUGACUGCGAGAGAGCUGAAAAACAGAUCUAGCAAUAGAAAGAGAACGCUGCAUAAGGACCUCUUGCGUCCUUGUCUAAUAACCUACGCACGGUCAUACAGUAGGUAUUUAAGUGUAAUACCGAUCAACGAACAGCGUCAGCGUACAAUACACAAGACGAGAACAGAGGAAGCCUUUAUGCAGCGUUCUCCUUCUAUUCAUAUAUAGCAUUCAAUUACAUAUGGCUCGCGUACUCUAUCUUUAUAUCUCGAUGGUUGAAAAGCAUGUCGAUAUUACAGGUCGAUAUAUGUGUGUGUAUAUAUAUAUA
Messenger RNA from Bombus huntii, 6811 nucleotides. RefSeq names its product pyrokinin-1 receptor-like. The coding region runs from base 2543 to 4126 and encodes 527 amino acids. The transcript is spliced from 3 exons. The record is from RefSeq and is a predicted model, not a curated record. Gene Ontology annotation, cellular component: plasma membrane. Gene Ontology annotation, biological process: neuropeptide signaling pathway. Lineage: Eukaryota; Metazoa; Arthropoda; Insecta; Hymenoptera; Apidae. Gene Ontology annotation, molecular function: neuromedin U receptor activity.